AGCUUCACUUGACAGGAUGUGCUUCACACACAAAAAUAGAAGAAUUGCGUCCCCCUAAUGUCAUAGUAAGUAGUCGUGUGAACAACUGGAUCUUGGGCCCUUUUUCUCCCGCUCUUCUAGUCCAGAUGAAUCAAGUAGUGCAAGAUUUUCUCCAUCUAAAAACUACUCCGUCAUUUCUUUGACAACAAUUUUUGAAGCAAAGUUUCUUCUUUGAUCCCCCAAGAAAUGGGUGGCAGACAGUCCGUUCCGAAGAAGGAUAUGGAAGAGGGGAAAACCACGUCGUCUUCUGAGGAGGAUGGCCAGCUGGCGAAGGAGCAGGCGGCGCGCGCGCGUGCGGAGGGCGAGACGGCGCGUUUCGGCGCAGGGCAUAAUAAGGAAUAUCCGGAUUCCGCCGCGCUUCGGCAGCCUCUGUCCGACACUCUGCAGCCAAUAACGUACGCAUUUUCACCCAGCCACUCGGAGGGGGAAUCGACUCCGGGCGGAGCAGCAUCCCCGAAACACAGCAAGUUGAUUUACAGUGGCGUAUUUGAUGGAAUGAGCGGGCUCAGCGGACCGGUUUCGUUCGACGCCAGUGUCGCCCCCAGGAUGAGUGUCGCGCGGGACACGUACACCGUAGUCAAAGACCCAAAUCGGCGUCGUCGAAGUAGCAGCGGCCGGCGGCGGAAGAGUGCAACCUCUACUCCGGCUAGUACAUCCAGACCCGCGAGCAGACCCAGUAUCCUGGGCCGCGCCGCCGAGUCACCAGCGGGUCCUUCCGCCGGACGGCCGAGCAAAGGGUCGUCCCCGCCACGGAAGACCGCAACUGCCGGCUCCGUUGCCACGUCGCCACCACCCCCCUCGCCGUCCCCACCGACCGGAAGGGCCACCUCCGGCUCACCGGCGCGGCGAACCGGAGUUAUGGCGGGUAGUGCGCCACAACUGCAACAGCCGGAAAGAAAGUCGUCGCUGAGACGGACCCUCGACGAGGUCGCGAGGGAGAAAGAGGCAGCUCUGGCCCCAUCGACGUGGCUCAGACGGACACAGGACGAACUUGCGAGGGAUAAGGAAAGUCGGGCCGCGGGCCCGUCGCAAGCACAGAAACCAUCGACCUAUCUGAGUCCGCGAACAACGGGCGGCGAUUCCAGCAGUUCCAGACAGCGCGGGCGCUCCCUCGUGAAAUCCUCGGCCUCAGAUUCCUCGAGGAGUAGAGCGGGCGAGAUGCAGGUGUCCGGCGCGACGAGAACAAAAGAUACGGCCGCUUUGAAUCCAAAUGUGAGUACGACAAGCUCAGCCCCGGCGACCAAGGCCACAACCCACAUGAGCCCCCGGUCGCCACGGUCCGCCUACGAGCCCGGCACAGUCUGGACCGGCGUCCUGCAGUCCGACAGAAGUGGCUCUACUCCUUUGCGGUCGAAUAACAAGACGCUGGAGAAGAUCGCCGCCGCGGGAGGCGGCGCUAGUUCGCGGCGAAGCGCGUCGGCGGGGAGACGACCACAAGGGCAGCUCAGUUACCAUCGACGGCAGGACGAGUUCGACCCGUCCACGUCCAACUCGGAGCUGGAACCGGCACAGAAGUCUUCCCGAACUACCAGCCUUCUGCACUCGAGAGGCUGCGCGCUCUGCCUUGCAGUGUCCAUCGGCGUUCUGGGCGUCGCGAUUGUCAUAACCUUGAUUGUGUACUGUUGCAUUUUGGAAGAUACCGUGGAUGAAGCCAAGGAGGCGAUGCGCGCGGGGCAGGAGAACCAGGUCGCUACGGGCAGAAAAUUCAUGGCGGCGCGGACGGGAAACAGAGGGGACCAGGGGAACAUACCGGUUUCCGCACUGCAACUAGAUCCGGCAGGUGACGUGAAGCAACACCCAUGA
Messenger RNA from Amoebophrya sp. A120, 1842 nucleotides. The record is from the annotation of a GenBank genome assembly. NCBI's taxonomy places the organism in Eukaryota, Dinophyceae, Syndiniales, Amoebophryaceae.